Messenger RNA from Ilex paraguariensis (yerba mate), 1994 nucleotides. The record is from the annotation of a GenBank genome assembly. Lineage: Eukaryota; Viridiplantae; Streptophyta; Magnoliopsida; Aquifoliales; Aquifoliaceae.
CACACACAGAAACAAAGAGCUCCAAAUCUCGAUUUAUUUGGGGCAAACAAAAAAAGACAGAAUAGAAAGGGGGAUUUGCUUCUUCUGUUCGACGCAACAAUGGCUCUCAAUCUUCGUCAAAAACAAACUGAGUGUAUAACGCGAAUGUUGAAUCUGAACCAGCCGGUGAGCUCAAGCGCCGGAACUGCAAACGAAGAGGUCUAUAAGAUUCUCAUCUACGAUAGGUUCUGCCAAGACAUUCUCUCACCUCUCAUCCACGUCAAGGACCUCCGCAAGCACGGCGUAACCCUCUACUUCCUCGUCGACAAGGACCGCAAGCCCGUCCAUGACGUCCCUGCCGUUUAUUUCGUCCAACCCACCCUCAUCAAUGUCCAACGCAUCAUCUCCGACGCCUCCAAAUCUCUCUACGAUUCGUUCCAUUUGAAUUUCUCUUCGUCCAUCACGAGACCCCUUUUGGAAGAUCUCGCCUCAGGUACGCUUAAUUCCGACUCUAUUCAUCGGAUUUCCAAGGUACACGAUCAGUAUUUGGAAUUUGUAACCCUAGAGGAUAAUUUGUUUUCGCUUGCCAACAAAAAUUGUUAUGUCCAACUGAAUGAUCCUUCCGCGGGGGACCAGGAAAUUGAGGCGAUUAUCGAGAAAAUUGUGGGUGGGUUGUUCUGCGUGUUGGCUACACUUGCUGUUGUACCUGUUAUUAGAUGCCCACGGGGUGGGCCGGCUGAAAUGGUCGCUUCAUUGUUGGAUCAGCGACUGCGUGACCAUUUGUUGGCCAAGAAUAACCUGUUCUCAGAAGGUGGGAAUUUUACGAGCUCGUUUCAGAGGCCGGUUUUGUGUAUAUUUGAUCGGAAUUUUGAGUUGUCAGUCGCUAUCCAGCAUGAUUUUAGGUAUAGACCGCUUGUUCAUGACGUGCUUGGGUUGAGGUUGAAUAGGUUGAAUGUGCAAGGAGAGAAGGGUGGAAUGAAAACAUAUGAAUUGGAUCGAUCGGAUGGGUUUUGGGUGGCGAAUGGAUCUUUGGAGUUUCCAGAAGUUGCUGUGGAGAUCGAAACCCAAUUGGGCAAGUAUAAGAAAGAUGUUGAUGAGGUGAAUAAACGCACUGGUGGAAGUGAUGGGGCUGAAUUUGACGGGACUGAUUUGAUUGGCAACACCAAGCAUUUGAUGAAUGCAGUUAAUUCAUUGCCUGAGUUGACUGAGCGGAAGCAAGUGAUUGAUAAGCACACUAAUAUUGCUACUGUGUUGUUGGGCGAGAUUAAGGAGAGAUCUCUUGAUUCUUAUGCGAAAAAGGAGUAUGACAUGAUGAUCAGAGGUGCCAUUGAUCGGACUGAACUUCUUGGUGUGCUAAAAGGGAAAGGGACUAAGAUGGAUAAGCUGCGGUUUGCAAUCAUGUAUCUUAUAUCUACUGAAAGUAUUCCUCAGUCCGAAGUGGAGAUAGUUGAAGCAGCACUGAGGGAGUCUGAGGUUGAUACUAGUGCUUUUCAGUAUGUGAAAAAGAUCAAGUCAUUAAAUGUUUCACUAGCAUCAGCCAAUUCAGCAAGCAGAAGCAACAUUGUCGACUGGGCUGAAAAGCUGUAUGGGCAGUCAAUUAGUGCCGUGACUGCGGGUGUGAAGAAUCUAUUGUCUAGUGAUCAUCAACUGGCAGUAGCAAGGACUGUUGAAGCAUUGAUGGAGGGGAAGCCGAACCCUGAGAUUGAUUCUUACCUUGUGUUUGAUCCUCGUGCUCCCAAGUCAAGCACUGGGACUAGUAGCAGCCAUCUAAAAGGACCAUUCAAAGAAGCUAUUGUCUUUAUGAUUGGUGGUGGUAAUUAUGUGGAGUAUGGAAGCUUGCAAGAGCUUGCAAACCGUCAACUGCCAGUCAAGCAUAUUAUAUACGGCACAACAGAAAUUCUCAUGGGAGGUGAGUUUGUUGAGCAGCUUACACUGCUGGGGCAGAAGAUGGGAUAUCCUUGAGGAGGCAAAGAAGAGGCUCGCUGCCCAGUCGGCUGUAACUGCAUAAAUUUUGU